Pseudomyrmex gracilis is the source of this 1001-nucleotide messenger RNA. Its product is annotated as mitochondrial thiamine pyrophosphate carrier-like. Gene Ontology annotation, cellular component: mitochondrial inner membrane. Bases 53 to 979 code for a protein of 308 amino acids. The record is from RefSeq and is a predicted model, not a curated record. The transcript is spliced from 4 exons. Lineage: Eukaryota; Metazoa; Arthropoda; Insecta; Hymenoptera; Formicidae. Gene Ontology annotation, biological process: thiamine pyrophosphate transmembrane transport. Gene Ontology annotation, molecular function: thiamine transmembrane transporter activity.
GCCGGUCAGCUCCGACAUAUUUGUGUAUUUGUGUAAAGUAGUUUAGUUAACUAUGGGGUUUUCGCAAGAAUCUUCUGAAUCAAACUCGAAUCAUGCGAUUGCAGGAGCUGUCAGCGGAUUUGUAACGCGAUUUUUAUGUCAGCCUUUAGACGUUAUUAAAAUUAGAUUUCAGUUGCAAGUUGAACCAAUUUCGAGACAUCAUGUUAGCAAAUAUAGAUCUGUGCCACAAGCAUUUUUUCUAAUUUAUAAAGAAGAAGGAAUUUCUGCUCUGUGGAAAGGUCAUGUACCUGCGCAAUUUCUUUCAAUUGUUUAUGGAAUGGCUCAGUUUUAUUCAUAUAAAGUGUUUAUGAAACUAUUACAAGAAAUACCAAAGAUUGAGAAAUGGAAUCACUCAAUGCAUUUUAUUGCUGGUGCUAGUGCUGGAAGUGUAGCAACAAUUGUUUCAUUUCCUUUUGACACUAUUAGAACUAGAUUAGUAGCUCAAUCAAAUAAUUGUCUAGUAUAUACUGGAAUGUUACAUUCCUGUAGUUUAAUUCUUCGGAAUGAAUCUCCAAAAGUCUUCUUUUCGGGACUAUUACCAACUCUAUUACAAAUUGCUCCACACAGUGGUUUACAAUUUGCUUUCUAUGAAUUUUUUAAAGAUGUUUAUAAAAGAUACACUUCUGAUGCUGAUACUACUUUCUCUAAUUCUAUGCUGUCUGGAAGUAGUGCUGGUCUAUUAGCAAAAACAAUUGUAUAUCCAUUUGAUCUUGUUAGAAAGAGAUUACAGAUACAAGGUUUUGAACACGGUCGUGAAGGAUUUGGUAAGUUUUUCCAAUGCAAUGGGCUACUAGAUUGCGUGAAAGUAACUGUUAAAGAGGAGGGAGUACAAGGUUUGUUUAAGGGCUUAGUGCCGAGUCAAAUAAAAGCUGCUGCUACUUCAGCUUUACAUUUUACUGUGUACGAACAAGUUUUAUUAUUAUUAAAACUACUGAGAUAAGAACAGACAAUUUAAUAUAAGA